CUCAUCCCAAAAAAAAAAAACCAGUGUCUUUUUUUUUCUUCGUAGAUUCAAUCAAUUUUCAGAAGAUGAUGAAGAAAAUUUCUAUGGUGUGAAAAAUCGAAGAAGCUUCGAGAUUCACUUGUUGUAGAUUGUGAUCGUGAAUCAACGAAAUCUUCGCCACUUCAAUCGGCGUUGUUUUGGUUCUGAGCUCAAUUACUGUCACUGACUCAGUCAGAUUCAAAUAUUGGAGAUUGGUAUUGUGUCCUCUGCACCUACCCAUCCACGUGCAGUACUGAUUGAAUACCUCUGAUUCUCAUUUCAGUUGUAUAGCAUGGUAUAGCCUGUUUGAUGCGCCACAUCAAACUGGCCAAGGCGUAAUCAAAAUUCAACUUUGGCAGCUUAAAUUUAUUGAAGAACAACAUCUGUAAAUUAUAUUGUCAUUGGAGUUGAAGGGAGAAGUUUUGUUGGUAAAAAACAAAAAAGCAUUUGAAUAAAGUUGUUGGACGCGCUCUCAAGUUCCAUUCGAAGAAAGGGGAUUGCUACCGAUCGGAAAGAAUUAUUAUAUUGAGCUCACAUAUAUUUAAUAAUAAAGGAUUUGAUAUAAUGUUAUAAGGAAAAAAAUGGAGCGAAUUUCAGAAAAACGAUAUCCUCUCAGUGCAAAAGAUUACAAGUUAUAUGAAGAAGUUGGGGAAGGCGUUAGUGCCUCGGUAUACCGGGCUCUCUGCAUUCCACUCAAUGAGAUUGUUGCCAUCAAAGUUCUUGAUCUCGAGAAGUGCAAUAACGAUUUGGAUGGAAUUCGGAGAGAGGUGCAGACCAUGAGCUUGAUUGAUCAUCCAAAUCUUUUACGGGCACAUUGUUCUUUUACCGCUGGGCACAGUCUUUGGGUUGUGAUGCCAUUCAUGUCUGGUGGCUCUUGCCUUCAUAUAAUGAAAUCUUCCUUUCCUGAGGGUUUUGAUGAACCUGUUAUUGCAACUGUAUUACGCGAGGUUCUCAAAGCUCUUGUUUAUCUUCAUGCCCAUGGGCACAUACAUAGAGAUGUUAAGGCUGGGAAUAUUUUGCUUGAUGCUAAUGGUUCAGUCAAAAUGGCUGACUUUGGAGUGUCUGCGUGUAUGUUUGAUACUGGAGACAGGCAACGUUCAAGAAAUACUUUUGUUGGAACACCUUGCUGGAUGGCUCCUGAAGUUAUGCAGCAAUUGCAUGGAUAUGAUUUUAAAGCAGAUAUAUGGUCAUUUGGUAUAACAGCACUUGAACUUGCUCAUGGUCAUGCCCCAUUUUCCAAGUAUCCGCCUAUGAAAGUUUUGCUUAUGACUUUGCAGAAUGCCCCUCCAGGUCUUGAUUAUGAAAGAGACAAGAGAUUUUCAAAGUCUUUCAAAGAGUUAGUUGCCACCUGCUUAGUCAAAGACCCAAAGAAGCGUCCAAGUUCAGAAAAGCUUUUAAAGCACCACUUCUUUAAACAUGCACGUGCGACCGAAUAUCUAUCUCGCACCAUUCUCGAUGGCCUUGCUCCAUUAGGAGAUCGUUUUAGACAGCUGAAGGCUAAAGAGGCAGAUUUAUUAAUGCAAAACAAGGCUCUUUAUGAGGAUAUGGAGCAAUUAUCUCAGAAAGAAUAUAUUCGAGGAAUUAGUGCAUGGAAUUUUAACCUGGAAGAUUUAAAAAGUCAAGCUGCUCUUAUCCAAGAUGAAGACAUGUCAAAUGCAGAAGAGCCAGAUAUGGCUAAGAAGAAUGAAGACACAUCAAAUGACUUAAAGGUUCCCGUGGAGAACCUUUCUGCCUCUAAUCAUUCAGAUGGUACAUCCACACUGGACAAAGAGGAUGGAUUCAACAAUCUUCAGGAUUUGGAAAGUUCACUUGCUUCAUUUCCUAUGAAACCUCUUCAAGCACUCAAAGGCUGUUUCGAUGUUGGUGACGAUGAUGGCAAUAAUACUAGCCCAAGAGAUUUGGAUCACAGCUAUGGAAGGAAUGACAAUGAAAGUGCUGGGCCAAGUAAUUUGUCACCUCAAAAUGCUCAGCCUAAUAAGUUUUUGAGUGGCUCUUUACAAUCUGAUAAUUUUGCCAAAAAGGUUACCGAUGGGGACAGGGAUUAUUUACAAACAAAAUAUCCUUCCGAGCGUAAUCACAGUGGUCCAUUAUAUCGGCAGAGGAGAGAAAUCAACAACUUUCCAUCGGUUGAUGACACAUCAGAAGGAGCAAUUGUCCAGCGCAGGGGGCGGUUUAAGGUCACAUCUGCAGAUCCCAGUUCAAUGGGUCUUUCAAACAACACUUCUGGCCCAGUUGCUGUAAGUCCUACUCCUACAAGUCCCCCAAAUCAGAACUCAAUGGCUGCUUCUAUCCUUCCAUCACUGCAGUGCAUCUUGCAACAGAACGGCUUGCAAAGGGAAGAAAUUGUUAAAUUGAUAAAGUAUGCAGAGCAAUCUUAUGGUAAGAAUACAGAAUCAAUAGAGGCAGGAGCAUCUGAUGCUUUGCAGGCAUCACCUGUGUCGACUAGAGAGAAAGAACUGCAUUUGCAAGUGAUUCAACUCCAACAGAGCAUUGGGAGUCUUGUCGAGGAACUGCAGAGACAAAAGCUGAAAAAUGUUCAGUUAGAGAGACAGUUGAGCAGUAUGGUCAACAAAGUUGAAAAGUGAAGAACAAACUGAUGAGCGUUAUUUGGUUUGAUUAAUCUUGGACAACACCUGACAUUCAGUGAUGGAUUGGGGCAUAUCUUAUUACCAUAUGUGAACUUCUGUUUGCGGCAGACACCAAUUUUUGAGUCACCUGUAAAAUAUAAUUUAUUGGACAAGAUUAUCAGAUCAUGUAAUUAUGACUCUUUCUCUCCCUUCCCCUCCUCUCCUUCUCCCUUCCAAAAUAAUAAUGACUCAUGAGAAUUCUGAUUAUUGCAUAUAAUAGUUUUUCAGCUCUUUAAUGCGGCUUUUUGCCUGUUUGGGUUUCAAU
Molecule: messenger RNA, 2910 nt
Organism: Medicago truncatula (barrel medic)
Lineage: Eukaryota; Viridiplantae; Streptophyta; Magnoliopsida; Fabales; Fabaceae
Product: serine/threonine-protein kinase BLUS1
Exons: 20
Coding region: 600-2603 (667 amino acids)
Biological process (GO): protein phosphorylation
Molecular function (GO): ATP binding; protein serine/threonine kinase activator activity; protein kinase activity
Source: RefSeq, a predicted model, not a curated record